Messenger RNA from Asparagus officinalis (garden asparagus), 1668 nucleotides. RefSeq names its product protein S-acyltransferase 8-like. NCBI's taxonomy places the organism in Eukaryota, Viridiplantae, Streptophyta, Magnoliopsida, Asparagales, Asparagaceae. The record is from RefSeq and is a predicted model, not a curated record. Gene Ontology annotation, molecular function: protein-cysteine S-palmitoyltransferase activity. Gene Ontology annotation, biological process: peptidyl-L-cysteine S-palmitoylation; protein targeting to membrane. Bases 173 to 1420 code for a protein of 415 amino acids. Gene Ontology annotation, cellular component: Golgi apparatus; endoplasmic reticulum. The transcript has 5 exons.
AGCAUAAAGUUAGUAAUAAGACGAGAACAGAAAACAAAACCCUAAUUUUUUUUCCCCCUUUUGCUCUUUCAAAAUUGAGAGCAUCACCAAAACCCAAGGACGAAGUAAGAUGCACGAGUUCCAAAUCUUCGAUUCUCUUCCGGCGUAGUUCAGCUUCUGGUUCGGUUUCUCAAUGGCGAAGCGAGUUUAUGAGGUUUGGAAAGGGAGCAAUGUAUUUUUCUUUAGCGGGAGGUUGAUAUUUGGACCUGAUGCUCAGUCGUUGCUCAUCACAAUUUCACUCAUAGUGGUUCCCAUUGUAAUUUUUUGUAUAUUUGUUGCAAGACAUCUUCUUCAUAAAUUUCCUGCGUAUGAUGCUGGAUAUGCAGUAAUGGUGGUUGCCAUAGCAUUUACUAUCUAUGUGUUGUUGCUGUUGCUCCUUACUUCAGCUCGAGAUCCGGGUAUUAUUCCACGUGCGUCACAUCCUCCUGAGGAAGAGUUCUCUUAUGAUACUUCAGCUCCAAUUGAAAGGGGAAGGCACACGCCGAGCCUGCAAUUUCCUCGAACAAAAGAAGUGACGGUUAACGGCAUGCCUGUGAAAGUAAAGUACUGUGAUACUUGUAUGCUUUACCGUCCUCCACGUUGUUCUCAUUGUUCAAUUUGCAAUAAUUGUGUGGAGCGCUUUGAUCAUCACUGCCCCUGGGUCGGGCAGUGUAUUGGACAGAGAAACUAUCGGUACUUUUUCUUCUUCGUGUCAUCCUCAACCCUUCUCUGCAUAUUUGUGUUCUCAAUGUGUGCUUUGUACAUCAAGUUUCUCAUGGAUGAAGAUUAUCCCACGGUUUGGAAGGCACUGAAACAUUCCCCUGCAUCUGUCAUACUCAUGAUAUAUUGUUUUGUCUCUCUAUGGUUUGUUGGUGGUCUUACAGGGUUUCACUUAUAUCUCAUUGGUACUAAUCAGACAACCUAUGAAAAUUUCCGAUACAGAGCCGACAACAGGCCCAACGUCUAUAACCGAGGUUGCAUCGCCAACUUCUUAGAAGUUUUCUGCACCAAGAUAAAACCAUCAAAAAACAAUUUCCGCUCCUUUGUGCGCGAAGAAACCCCAAGACCCCUCGUCAGCCGGUCUAGAGAGCCAGAAUCAGAGACGACCAGUGAGCCACGAUCCAAAGUCGAAGACGAUCUUGAGAUUGGCGGAGAGUUAUUGAAGAUAUCUCGUCGCCGCACCUCAGGAGAAGUUGCUGAUGAGGAGUUCGACAGGAGAAACAGUAACAGCGUGCACAGUGUUAUAUCGGAGUCAGAACUUGUUUUGUCACAGAGAGCUGAAGUACGGAACUCGAGCUGGGGGAGGAGAAGUGGGAGCUGGGAAAUGUCAUCGGAUAUCCUUCCGGUGACCUCUCCAGUCACCGGAGCUCCGGUGGCAUCUCUAAGAGAAGGGGAUCCCUGAAAAGUUUGGAGGGGUUCUCUCUUAGCGCUGUUCUUGUUAUACAUGUAUGUAAUUGUUUCAAUUUGGGGUAAAAGGAUUUGAAAUUUCAGGAAGCUGUGGCUACCUUAUGUAGUUUUUUGGUUUUUUAGCGUUGAGACUGGAAUUUGGUGACAAGUUGAUUCUUUUCUGUAAUAUAUACUGAUGUUGAAUCUCCUGAUAUGUAACCUUCUGAUCUAUUUUCUUGCUCCUAAACUGUCUUCAGUAAAUUA